CAUACCGAGCACCCCUGGCACCAUGGUGCUACGGCCGUAAGGGAGACUGUCUGUCAUGCGCUCCUAUAUUACUGCACUCACGUCCGCCAUGCAUCCCAUUUACGGCCUGGCAUCUGCUUUCUCUUGAGCCUCCACGCACACAAUCCUCACGAAUACCCUAACCUUGACCGCGAGCAGCUAUGGGUCAGGCAAUCACGUGGCUCCUGUGUGCCGUCGCUGCUCUAUCUGUGCCUGCUAGUGCCUUCCAUUGGUCUGGCUCGGUCUGCACGCGGGACCCCUACUCCUACAUCCUGCCUCUGUCCGGCUAUCCUCCCGCCGAGUCUUUCUGCGCCUCUGCCUACCCGUUGAAACCAGUCACACACACCGUGACAACGACCCCAUCGUCUAUCACGAGUACGACAACAACAUCAGUGACGCUCACAACGACAACCAUCACCAGUACUGUAGACGUACCCGCCCAAAAGAAGCGAGACAACCCAGCCAAGGCUAGCCAAUGGCAUGACUGCUCCUCCCGACUACGACACGCCGGAGGUUGUUUCCUAAGCACGGCGUGUUCCUGCAUUCAGACGCCGUCUACAACGACCGUGACGAAGACUGCGCCACCACGCAUUGAUUCGACCAGCAUCUCUACAGUCGACUCGACCUCCAUCAUCACCACCGUCGACGCAACGACAACAGUUUGCACGGCGGGCACUAUCGCUAACCCUAGCGGGCCUGGCUAUUUCAGCACCGCUUGCGGAACCUCCGUAAUUCCCAUUUUUACGCCCACGCCUGACUCCGCCACGUCCUUUGACUCCUGUCUAGCGUCUUGCGCUGGGCGUACCGAGGUAUCCACGGGAGCGUGCUGUGCGGUGGAUUUCGACGUCAGCACUGGCGUGUGCAACCUCCAGAUAACAAUGAGCGACAGCUCCACGUGCACGUACGGUUAUACCUACACCCCGGACCCCGCCUACGACUACGCCAUCUACUAUAACCCUUCAUAGCUUGACACGUCAGCAUGCUUUCCCGCCUCGUUCGUUCCACUUCCAACUGCUUCAAACCAUCGUGCAUGUCGCCAAAUUCGCUGGUUCCCCGUACGAGCCUUAUGCCCGCUCGUCUGUAGCCUUUGCCCAGCCUCGCGGCGGCUUCACGCCGAAAUUGGAGUUAACGACACCAAGAGCGUCGUUGAUAAGCAUCACUGUUCUCUGAUGUGGCAUCAGCACUUUCUCCUCAUUAGCUACAGGUAGAGCUGACUGUGAGGGACGGAAACAUCCUCAGGCUGCGAAGCUUAUUGGCACGGCUGAAGCA
Molecule: messenger RNA, 1287 nt
Organism: Neohortaea acidophila
Lineage: Eukaryota; Fungi; Ascomycota; Dothideomycetes; Mycosphaerellales; Teratosphaeriaceae
Exons: 2
Coding region: 180-983 (267 amino acids)
Source: RefSeq, a predicted model, not a curated record